Molecule: messenger RNA, 1371 nt
Organism: Rhineura floridana
Lineage: Eukaryota; Metazoa; Chordata; Lepidosauria; Squamata; Rhineuridae
Gene: ABHD15
Product: abhydrolase domain containing 15
Exons: 2
Coding region: 1-1371 (456 amino acids)
Molecular function (GO): short-chain carboxylesterase activity; monoacylglycerol lipase activity
Source: RefSeq, a predicted model, not a curated record
AUGGCCCUCUGGGCUGUGGGGCUGGCCCUUCUCUGCCUCUUGGCCUGGUGGUGCUGGGGGCACAAGGCAGCUCUUGGCAGAUUAACCGGUGGCAGAAGGCAGCAGCGACAACCAGGACCCGCAGGGGAGGGACAUGGGGAUGGGGUUACUUUCGCAGAGGAAAGGGGAACCCCAGUGGGGGACUGCUGGCUGAUCUGCAAGCCCUCUGCUUUGGCUCAAGCCUUGCUGAAGAGCUUCUGCAGAUCCGCGGAGCUGGAGGCCAAGCGAUGGUCCUGGAAGAGUUGGCCAAACCUACAGACCGUCAUGCAGCUCCUGUGGCCACCAGGUCACCCACUGGAGUUUGCUAGAGACCAUCUCCAACUGGCAGACAAGGGCCUUGUCGCCUUGGAUUGGGUAGUCGGGCCCUCGGACAGAGGCCGGAAGGCCACCGACGCAGCAGAGUCCUUGGUGCUCCUGGUUGUGCCCAACGCCACCGGCAGGAUCACCAGGAACAUCCAGCAACUGUGCCGGCAGGCCCUUCAGCAAGGCUACUACCCGGUAAUUUUCAAUCGGCGGGGGCACAAUGGCUGCCCGCUCACCAGCCCAAAGCUGCAGCCCUUUGGCGACCCAGCAGACCUGAAAGAGGCAGUGGCAUACAUCCGGUUCAGACAUCCAACCUCAACUCUCUUUGCCGUGAGUGAAGGCUCCGGAUCGGGGUUAUUGCUCUCCUACCUGGGCGAAUGCGGGUCGUCCAGCUACCUCGGUGGUGCCACCUGCAUCUCACCCUUGCUGAAGGUCCAGGACUGGUUUGAGAUCGGCAUCCCCUGGCUCUAUGAAUGGAGCCUGCUUCUGUUCCAGAAGAGGAGCAUCAGCAGGUACGCCAAGGCCCUGAAGGAAGUUGUGGAGAUGGACAGGGUGCUCGAAAGCCGCUCCUUGCAGGCCUUCGAAGAAGCUCUCUUCUGCCACCACAAGAGCCAGGGGUCAAGCUGGGUGGCCUACUGGGACGCCAAUGAGCCCUUGCGGGACGUGGACGAGGUGGCCGUGCCGGUCUUAUGCCUCUGCAGCGCUGACGACCCCAUCCGGGGGGCUCCUGAUGCCACCCUCCCUUGGGAGCUUUUCCAGAGCAACCCCUUUCUCUUCUUGCUGCUGAGUCCGCACGGGGGACACUGCGGAUUCCUUGGAAGGGAGUCGGACUCCUGGGGCAAUGCAGUGAUCCUGGAGUACCUACGGACCUUGGUGGAGUUUUUCCGAGGGGAGAAGCGGAUGAAAGAAAGGCCACACUGCGGGAUGACCACCGCGCACCAUCGCUGCCGACGGGGCACUCCACAGAGCAGAGAAGCGCUGCUGCCCACCAGCAAUCCCUUCAGCUGGCAAAGGUCAUACACCCACUAA